Molecule: messenger RNA, 660 nt
Organism: Nematocida parisii ERTm1
Lineage: Eukaryota; Fungi; Microsporidia
Product: tRNA (guanine-N(7)-)-methyltransferase
Exons: 1
Coding region: 1-660 (219 amino acids)
Biological process (GO): RNA (guanine-N7)-methylation; tRNA methylation
Cellular component (GO): tRNA methyltransferase complex
Molecular function (GO): tRNA (guanine(46)-N7)-methyltransferase activity
Source: RefSeq, a predicted model, not a curated record
AUGAACUUAAUAAAACCACAGAAACGAAAUCAUCGGCAGAGGGCACAUUCCAAUCCAUUCUCAGACCAUAAUAUAUCCUAUCCAAUGAAUCCUUCAUUUUUCAAUAAAAAAGUGGACAUGGUUGAUAUUGGAUGUGGAUACGGUGGACUUCUGUUCAAACUCUCAGAACUAUUCCCAACUGCUUCAAUUCUGGGGAUGGAAAUACGUGAGAAAUUAGUGGAUUAUGUGGACUUGAAAAUAAAGUACGAGCAAGAAACAGAGAAUAAAGCCAAGAAUGUUUCUGUUGUAAGAGCCAACAGUAUGAAAUUCCUUACUAAUUAUCUUGAGAAAGAGUCAAUCCAGAAAAUGUUCAUUCUUUUCCCGGACCCGCAUUUUAAAAAAAAGAAGCACAAAGCCAGAAUAAUUUCAAAAUGUAUGCUGGAUAUUUACCAGUACGUAAUACAGCCAAAUGGCCAUUUAUACAUAUCCACGGAUGUAGAAGAUUUAUUUAAUUAUAUGACAGUGUGUUUAGAAGACCAUCCAUUAUUUACUAGACUGCCUGAAGAAGAAGCAGUAAAAGAUCCGCUAUACAAAAUAAUAAUAGAGACAACGGAAGAGUCUAAAAAAGCAGAUAUGAAGCAUUCAAAUAAAUUUAGAGCAAUAUUCAGAAGAAUCCCAUAG